AUGAAAAUCUUUCUUUCAUCUACUGCUUCGGUAUUUUUCUGCUUCGUGCUACAACUUUUUGUGGGCAUAGCCAUCUGUGAAAAUGUCCACAAAGCUAACAAGUGUCUCGGUCCUGACGAAUGGAGGUUUGAUUGCUAUCCUGGAACCACCAACAACCAAGCCAGUUGUGAUCGAAGAGGUUGUUGUGGAUGGGCUGCAAUAGCAAGGGUCAGCAAUAGUAGUGGUAGUAGUAGUAGUAGUAGUAGAAGUAGUAGUAGUAGUAGUAGUAGUAGUAGUGGUGGUAGUAGUAGUAGUAGUGAUAGUAGUAGUAGUAGCUGCUACUUUCCGACAAAUUAUCCUUCCUACAAGCUCGAAAAUUUAGUUAACCUUGCAAAUGGUCACAAGGGAUUUUUGAUAAGUCAGGGUAAUUCUUCCUGGCCGAAUAAUAUCCGUAAUUUAACGCUCUACGUCUGGUAUCACAGUAGAAAGAUACUUCAAUUCAAGAUUGUCGAUUCAGAAAGCUGGAGGUAUGAGGUUCCGAUCCAUACGCCCGAACCUCCAACUAGCAAACCUGACGAUGUCGACUAUAAUGUUGAUUUCGAAUUCAAACCUUUUGGUAUCAAAGUAACUAGACAUAAUUCCAACGAAAUAUUAUUCAACAGUCUCAUUCCCGGCGCACCUCUGAUAUACGCAGAUCAAUUCCUCCAAAUAAGUACACUUCUUCAAUCAAAUAUUCUGUUUGGCUUGGGAGAGGACGGUCGCCAUGCUUAUAAAUGGCGUAGGUAUUCUUACUGGGCUCGUGACCUAACACCAAUGAGCGGGUCCACAUUAAUAGGCGAGCACCCGUUCUAUAUAAACGUCGGCAACAGGAGUCGCAAUUCACACGGCGUUCUGUUUCUUAAUAGUAAUGCAGUGGACUUCGACGUACAGCCAACUCCAGCCCUGACCUUCCGUUCGAUAGGUGGCGUCCUUGAUUUCUACAUCUUCACCGGCCCAACCAUGGAAAAUGUUGUGCAACAAUACGUCCGGUUCAUUGGAAUUCCCGCCAUGCCGCCAUUUUGGGCAUUAGGGUUUCAUCUCUCAAAUUCGAACUACCAGGACAUUGACCAUUUGAAGAGUAUUAUUGAGAGGAACAGAGAUUUAGGCAUCCCAUACGAGGCACAGUGGAUCGGUGUGGACCACAUGGAGAAUGGGAAGAUGUGGACCUACGAUGGCACUCGUUACAAAGGUUUGCCUCAUUUGGUGGAGGAACUGCACAACAAUUCCAUGAAAUCUAUCAUUACACUGUACCCAGGUAUCAGCAGAAUGUAUCCAGGCCACUAUCCGCCAUACGAUAGAGGAAUACAACAAAACGUAUUCAUACGAAACUCUGCGGGAGACAUAUUGGAGGGGAGGUUAGGGCCCGGGCCGACCGUGUACCCCGAUUUUACACAUCCUAACGCUUCAAGCUGGUGGUUGGAAAGUGCUGAAGAUUUCCAUAAAGUUUUGCCAUUUGAUGGACUAUGUCUCGAUAUGAACCAACCAUCGAAUUUGGAUUCCGGCUCUACUUUUGGCUGUACAAACGAUAGCCUGGAUCGACCUCCCUAUGUUCCAGAUACCAGAGGAAAUGGAAAACUGGAGCAUAAAACCUUGUGUGCUUCGGCCCGUCAAUACAUUUCAACGCACUAUAACCUGCACAAUUUGUAUGGACUGAGUAUGGCGAUGGUUACACAGAAAGUGCUCGCUAAAAUAAUCGGCAAGAGGACUCUGUCAGUUUCAAGAUCUACAUUUCCAAGUCAUGGAAAGUAUGGACAGCAUUGGUCAGCCGGUUGGAAAUCUGAUUGGGAUGACAUGAGAUAUUCUAUAAAAAGUUUGUUAAACUCACAAAUGUUCGGCAUCCCGUUCGUCGGGACGGAUGUUUGUGGAUUCGCCGACGACUCCAAUGAAGAUCUAUGCAUCAGAUGGACCCAACUCGGAGCUUUCUACCCAUUUAUGAGGAAUCAUAAUGACGAAGACAACGCCAGCCAGGAUCCAGGGGCUGGACGAUGGAGCUCAUACGCCCGGAAAAUAAUGAAAGAUGCCAUCGAGCUAAGAUACUCCCUCUUGCCAUUCAUGUACACUCAGUUUUAUCUGAACCAGCUAGACGGCAGUCCAGUCAUUCGGCCUUUGUCUUUUGCAUUCCCUAAUGAUUUAGAAACGUACUACGCCACGAAACAGUUUCUAUGGGGCACCUCACUUUUGGUCAGCCCUUUCUUAGAGCCUAUUAAAAGCUAUUUCAGAUCUGAAGGCUACCUCCCAAGGGGAGUAUGGUACGACGUAUUCACUCAUCACAGUAAACGGAGUUAUGGAGGUUUUUAUCUUUUGGACAGUAGUUACGAAAAAAUAAAUCUCUAUAUAAGAGGUGGGAGUGUUUUGCCUCGCCAGAAGUCGGCUGUUACAACUGCUUUAAGUCGUAAGAACCCCAUAAGUUUAUUAGUUGCAAUGGAUAUGAAUCAGACCGCCAGUGGUGAAUUGUUUUGGGACGAUGGUGAAACAUUUGGUAAGUUGUGGUGA
Messenger RNA from Helobdella robusta, 2511 nucleotides. RefSeq lists its product as hypothetical. The record is from RefSeq and is a predicted model, not a curated record. Bases 1 to 2511 code for a protein of 836 amino acids. Gene Ontology annotation, molecular function: carbohydrate binding; alpha-1,4-glucosidase activity. Gene Ontology annotation, biological process: carbohydrate metabolic process. NCBI's taxonomy places the organism in Eukaryota, Metazoa, Annelida, Clitellata, Rhynchobdellida, Glossiphoniidae. The transcript is spliced from 15 exons.